This is a messenger RNA of Penaeus vannamei (Pacific white shrimp), 5265 nucleotides long. NCBI's taxonomy places the organism in Eukaryota, Metazoa, Arthropoda, Malacostraca, Decapoda, Penaeidae. The record is from RefSeq and is a predicted model, not a curated record.
AGAAGAGGUAGAGAAAUCAGAGAAGGAACACACAGCAACAAACAGAAAUAUAAAGAAGUCACCUCUAGUGAAGAGCCAGCAAUAGUUGCACCAUCAGAGGAGAAGGAGGAGGAAAAAGCUGAUAAACAGGGGCAGCUUCUAGAAAUAUCCAUUGACGACGCGCCUAAAACUAUACGUAAACCCCCUAAGAAUCUUGGCAAGAGACCACCGCCAAAGCCUAGGGUAAAGAAGUCAGUUGAAAAGAACAACAAUACUGUUAUCAAUAAUAAUAUCACUGAGACAGAAGUAAAAUCAGAACCAGAAGAAGAUUUGCCAAUACCACCUUCAAAAGGCUACAACUUAGACUUUUUAGAUAAUUUAGAAGACCCAAAUUUCAAUCCUUUUACAACAAAAACUUCAGUAUCAAACUCUCCUCCAAAGGAAGGAUUUGUAGUACCAGCUGAUAAAGAAGAGGACAUCAAGCCAAAAGCAAAAGUUGUCACUCCUAAGAAGUCUCCUGCCAAGAAAGGAUUCUCAGUGAUAAAGAAAGGAUCCAAGAAACCAGCAGAUGAGGUAGACUCCUCGAAAAAGGAAACAAGUCAAGCCACUCCGACUCCAACUGUAGAGGCUGAAAACCAGGAGGAACUCCCUGCAGUACCAAGUAAGGGGUAUAACCUUGAUUUUCUUGAUGAUCCUAACUUUGACCCCUUCAAGACAAGAUCAGGUUUUGAAAGCAAAUCGUUACCAGCUGCUCAGAAUCUUGACGCACCUAGCAACAAGCCUGAAGACGCUAAAACUCCUGUGCCAUUGUUAGAAAAAGAAGCAGUUAAAGCUACUGAGGUAAAAGAAAAAAGUCCAGACCAACAACCUAAAAGAUUAGAUGCAGAUGGUAGUGAUAGCAACUCAAUAAAUGCAUCAAGUGAGAAGCAGAAUAAGGAAGUAUUAGCUGAAAAGGCAGAGUCAAAAAGUGAAAUUGAUGUUGAAGAUCAGCCAGCAGAAGAAGAGCCCAAAUUAUCAGAAGUCAGUUCUCUCUCUGUAAAGGAAAAUACUUCAGUUCCUGUCACUGAAGAAAAGCCCCAGAGUUUAGAAAAAGUUAAACCUCAAACUUCGGAAGAAAAGACUUUGGAUGUAAAAUCUCAAGUUUUGGAAGAAAAGACCCAGGUUGCAAAGGAAAAGGAGAACCUCCAGGUUGCAACAGAAGAAGUCCAGGUUGAAAACAAAGCCAAAAUUGCAGAAGUUAAGCCUCAGGUUGCAGUUGUAAAGCCCCAGGUUGUUGAGGUUAAACCUCUUGUUGUGGAAGCAGAUCCACCUGUGGAUAAAGGAACUCUGCCCCCAAAAGAAGAACAUUUGCCAUCUGCAGAUACUACUUGUGAUAGAUUAGAUUCAGCCAGUAAAACAGAAGAAACUACAGUAGUUGGAGUGUCUGAAGAAGUUGAAGAGGAAGUAGGAAAGACAUCAGUAAAACAAGAAACAAAAACAGAAAGUGAAUUUGUAGUUUUUGAAGAAGCAAAUCUUCCAAAAGUUCCUUCCAUUGGAAGAAUAGGCCAGCUUGACAGUUUAGAGUUUGCACAGUUACUUGGCAAUGAAGCAAGCCGUCUUGCUGAGGAGUUUAUGAACUGCUCUUGUGACUCUGGAUUGCCAGAUUCGGAUGACAGUAAUUCUGUAAAGUGUACAAGUUCUGCUUCCGACAUGGAUCCUAGCAAGGCAGCACACUACAGUGGAGCACACCUUGAUGACAGUGUUAAUCCAUUCAUGAAGAGUUCAAGGUUACCAAGAUCUCCUCCCUUAGGGAAGAGAGGUGCUGUGUGUGGUGCAGAGAGUGCAGAUUCUUCAGAGAUGAUGGAUCCUUUCAAGCCCAGAAGAGCAUUAAGAAGAGAGGAGGUGUUGGGAGAAGAUCGACAGGAUACUUUAAGUGUUGAUGAAGAUUCUGGGAUUGUAAUGCCAACGCGCUCUGAUUUGGAGGUAGAGGUGAACCAUAGCGAAGCAGGACCUGAGAUUGCUACAGGAUUAACCUCCAGUGACCUCAGAUGUGCAUCGCAAUGUUUGAGCAGUUCAGCGAGCUCGUCAUCACUGAGAACAGAAGAUCCGGAGGAAGAUCUUGGUGACCAGAUCACUGACGAGGAGUUCCUUGCCUCAGAAGCAUUUUUCAAGGAAGCAUCAGACCUGGAAAGGCAGUUUAGGAGAAAUCUUUCAACGCCCAUGGGAAGUCAAAGUAAACUGAGCGGAGAUGAAGUAACACCAAUCAAGGAGAAGCCAGAGCAUCCUUCGGUCACUCCAGAGUCGCCACAGAACAAGCCUGUCCCGUCCACUUCCACUCCCAUUCCACCACGUGAAGAAAGAUCGGCUCCAGAAGGCACCAGCAGCCCAACACCCCGUCCCAGUGACACCUCUGAGCACAAGCCUUCAUCAUCACGACCCCUCUCCGUCCCCCCGGAUGGCUAUGUGACCACUGCAGAGGUAGAGGAGCUUCUGAAGCGACAGUCACUACAAUUUGAAGAGAAGCUCCUACGAGCGGAGCUAGCUGCUGGGGAGAAGGAGAGAAAAUUGAUCCAAGCCAUGAAGGAGGAACAGAAGGAGAAGGGAAACCUAGGGGGGUCAUUGACAGAGCUAACACAGUCACGUGAUGCUCUGCUCAAGAUGGUGGGCCAGUACAAGGGCAUGCUAGCACAACUAGUUGGCGAGAAGGAGAAAGAAAAGCAGAAUGCGGAGGAGAGAAUCAAGACCCUCGAAUCAGAAAGAAACCAAGCCCUAGAUGACUUAGCCAAUGUGGAGAAUGCAUUUUCUGAUGUACAUAGGAAAUAUGAAAGAACAAAGCAGGUAGUCGACACACUGAGAAGAAAUGAAGAAACCCUGCGUGGUGCUAUUACAGACUAUGAAAGCAAAUUACAGAAACAAGAACAGAAGUUUAUUGAAUUCCAGAAACAUGCAGAAGAGAAAAUACAGUUAGCAAAUGAGGAAUUUGAAACAAUGAGGAAAGCAAAUGAGCAAGAAAUGACGAAAAUGGCUGCCCUAUUGAAGAAAGCAGAAAUGAAGAUUGUUUCUCUCCAGGACGCCUUUGACAGGAAGACACGAGAGAACCAAGAACUUACACAGCUCUGUGAUGACCUUAUCAACAAAGUUGGAGGAACGAAUUAAUUGUUGAAAUUUAAUGUUGUCUGGUAACAAAAAUGGCUGAUUAGGUUUAGACUGCUGCUGCUGAAACUGUUUUAAAUGAGGAACGUUAAGAUAAAGGCCCAUCUCAUAUUGUUAAGACAGUAGCAUCUGUGAUCAUAACCCCCCUGAAAUGGUUCAGUCUGGGGAUCUUUUUUCCUACAAUAGUAGAUUGGACUGGUUUGAUACAUAUUAAAAUAAUGGACAAAAUGGAAUGAUUUUUUGAACUUCAUUGUCAUCAUUCUUCUUUUGUAUAUUUUAACAUGUGACCUGAGGUACUGAUUGGAUACCUUUUAUCCUGACUCAAACUGCUUCAUUGACACAGUGAAUGACAUUGUUAAUGUGUGUCAGAUAGUAUGAUGCAUGUUGUACAAGGAGUCAUGCAAAAUAUCAGGCCACCCAAUUGAAUCUUGUGAAUAGUUGAAGAAAUUUUAAAGCUUGCAGUGAGUUUGUUGAGUAUAUGUAGAGAUAUGGCUUUUUGUCAGUUGAUAAAUAAUACCAAACUGAUAUCCUGCACUGAUUGUCAUUAUGUAAAUGCAAUGUACAUAUCAAAUAAGGAGAAUAUUGCCUGAUAGGUUAUACACUAAUAUUAAAAAAAGAGAGAAAUUAGUAUAGCUGGGGAAGAAAGUAGCAUUGAUAACAGAAUCUAUAUUAUAUAUUAUUACCAGUAUGUUAAACUGGAAAGCUUGUAAAUAAUGAUAAUUUUACACAUUUCCAUCACUACAUCAUUAUAUAUCACUCGAUUGUGAAGCAUUUGUGCAGUUCACAAAACAGUUUCUAUGAAAUUAACUUAAUUUUGCCAUUAAACUGCUCUUCUAUUGUGAAACGUGGAAGCUGUCAGGUUGAGAAAUCAGCUGGAAACAAGCAAGAAGACAGAGCAUGUUGUACAUGAUUAUCUCACAUACUGAAAAGUGUGGGAAAGUUUGCCAUUACUUAAGCAUUUGAUAACCAAUUCCAGAUUCUGGAAUGCACGAUUUGUACGAGUAAUAUCUAAUAAUAGAGAUUGAGAGUUAUCUCUGAUGCUGGUGUGACAGGUGACGAAUGGUGUGAAGGGUAAUAGGGCUGUGAUAGUACACCAUUUUUGUCUUUGAUGAAAUAGCUGCCAAAGGUCUGCUGAUAAGAUUUUGCUUCUGUUUUAUAUUUUUAUUGAUAGAUGCUUGAAGGUAGUCAGACCAAGCACAAAUAUUAUUUCUUUGAUAUGCUUGAUUUCUCUAUGUUUAAUAAACUCGACCGAAUGCCAAUUCCAUCCAGAGUUGACAAAAAUAUAUCCAUAGGAAUAUUUGAUUUCUAAUUGGACAGACACAAGAGGUGAUCUUUCCUUUUCAUUUGGUUGGGAAUUUUGCAGUAGAAACCCAGUUCUUUUGAUUAGAUCCAUAGUAAUCCGAAAUGUUACUAAAGCUGAAUAACAAAAUCAUUGGUUUGAUGAAAAAUAGGACUUAUUAUCAUUGAUUUUAAACAGUUCCUAGUCUCAAAAAGAAAUUGGUGUAGCUUUUACAUCCUGCACCUCAUGUAAGUAAAUAAUACGACACAUUUUUCAGUAUUCAUGAGAGCUGUAGAAAUCCCGAUCCCCAAGCUUGAAUUUGAAUUUCCUUUCUGAUAGUAAACAUAUGAGAUAGAAGCUCAAAUUCAGUGUUUGCAGUCAGCUUGCCAACUGAUUAUAUAUAUAUACUAUGACUUGCUACAUCAGAAUAGGUGCAUGAUGUUAGUAGGGAUCAUGAUUUUCCAUCAGCAAUACAUGUUUAUUAUUUUACAAAAUUUAUGAUCAAAAGGUGCACGAAAUUGAAUUCCUACGAGAGGGAGAACUGUAUUAGAUGCAGUACUCUCAUAAACAAAACAAAAAAGCUAGGAAAAAAAAGCAAUGUGCCUUAUAAUACAUGACUACAUGGAUAAUCUGAAAAAUAAUCUUGAGGAAGAAUCUGAACUUGUUUUCAAAAAAAGAGUAAUAGGGCACAUUCUUGCAGACCAGUCAAUAAAAGUAUGCAGAUUGCUUGUCAGUUACGUACGUAAAUGUAUAUGCAGAAUUCUUAGUUUCAAGGCUCAUAGCCCAGAUUAUUUAUGACUUUUAGAGAGAUCUUAAGUUUAUCAUGUGACACUUCUUUAUGUAUUAUAGAUAUUAAAAUAAAUUAACACACCAUU